AUGUCGAACACGAAGAGUUCGGAGUCUGAACAGAUUUACAACUACACUCAUUUCUUGGUGAUUCCUUUGAAAAUUGUCGGGUGUUGGGACUGGUACCCGCGACCGAACCGAGAAUACCAGAUUAUCGUCAAUAAUGUCUAUCUGUGCAUGGUUUUAUUCGUUCUCUGCAACUUGCCUAUGACUUUAAUCGUCAACCUGUACACCGAAUGGAUUGACAUCAUGGGAAGUUUGGAAAAAAUCGCCGAUGGCCUACCGUUACUGGCGUCCGUGGCUAUCGUAGCAUACUUCGGUACUCACAAAGAUCAGUUGUACGAGUUGGUCGAUUAUAUGAACGACAAUUUUAAGUUUUAUUCGGCUAAAGGGCUGACGAAUAUAACCAUGAGAGACAGUUACAUAAAGGCAAAGAACUUUGCCUACGUAUACACUGCUUGCACGCUGUUUAGUGUCACUAUGUACGUUACACUACCUGUCAUCGUGCAUUUCUGGACGAAGCAGCCGUUACAGCUGUGGGUGUAUAUGGAUGUGACUCGGCGGCCAUUUUUUAUCAUCGCAUUCCUGAGACAGGCUCUGGGGCAGGCCUUCGUUGGGCUCGCCAUGGGGCAAUUAGGAGUUUUCUUCGCCGCAAACGCAAUCCUACUGUGUGGGCAAUACGACCUGUUGUGCUGCAGUUUGCGUAACGCGCGCUACACCGCACUGCUGCGCUGCGGCGUCAGCCACGCUGCGCUUGCGACUGCGCACUCCGACAUAGUAAACGACGAGAAACAUAACUAUAUCUACAGCAGGUCCGAACUCAAGGACUCGCUGUUUCAUUACGAUGGGAUACUCAAUGACCGCUUUAGGAGCAAAACAAUGCAAUUUGAUAUAUACAAUGGGCUAUACGACGAAGCGACAUCAAGCGCGCUACGCGAGUGCGCACGAGUGAGUCAAGUGGUCAAAGAGUACAAGGUACUCUUCGAGGGGUUUGUCUCGCCUCUCCUAGCCCUGAGAGUCGUGCAAGUCACUUUGUACCUCUGCACUCUACUCUACGCUGCGACCCUGAAAUUCGACAUGAUCACUGUAGAGUACUUGGGUGCCGUCGCGUUGGAUAUAUUUGUCUACUGCUACUUUGGAAACCAAAUCAUAUUACAGGCUGACCGGGUGUCGACUGCGGCGUACCACAGCGCGUGGCACACGAUGGGCCCGCGCCCGCGGAGGCUACUCCUCAACAUCCUUCUGGCCAACAGGCGGCCGACCAUCGUGCGCGCCGGACGCUUCUUACCAAUGGAUCUCCAUACUUUCGUUGUUAUCAUCAAGACUUCUUUCUCCUACUAUACCUUGCUGGUAAAUGUGAAUGAAAAGAAGUGA
Pectinophora gossypiella (pink bollworm) is the source of this 1344-nucleotide messenger RNA. RefSeq names its product putative odorant receptor 85e (gene Or85e). NCBI's taxonomy places the organism in Eukaryota, Metazoa, Arthropoda, Insecta, Lepidoptera, Gelechiidae. Gene Ontology annotation, biological process: detection of chemical stimulus involved in sensory perception of smell; sensory perception of smell. The transcript is spliced from 8 exons. Gene Ontology annotation, molecular function: odorant binding; olfactory receptor activity. Gene Ontology annotation, cellular component: plasma membrane. The coding region runs from base 1 to 1344 and encodes 447 amino acids. The record is from RefSeq and is a predicted model, not a curated record.